CAUUUAUAUAUCUAUCACUAGAGGAGCAUCUCCUGCAGCCAAUCACCCAUCAUCACCUUGACUCAUACUUCUUUUGUGUGUGACUUAGGAACACUCUUCAUAUCAGUUGUGGAUCAAAAAUACAUCUCUUCGCGUAGACUUUUCGUCUCUUUUGCAUAUUUAUUUUGGACCAUUUUUUCUCCUCUUAGUUUUAUUUUUUCACGUUAAGAUAGGAAAAGAAAAAAUGCCGAGAGAGUCUUCGCAGAGAUGUAGAGAAUGUAUAAAACGUGUGAUAAAAUAUAACGUGUAUUAAGGCCCAGACACCGCAAAGGAGCAAGUGUGACGAGAAAAGCGCGCGACCGUGAGGAAAAAGUAUAGUUAUUAAAUUUCUAGCCAAGAAAUCAUUCAAUCUAUUUCGGUGGACCCACGGAAGGCAGUGUCUGGUGUGGAAAAAAAGACGGCCCCAGAGGAAAUUCUGUGACUGUGGUGUUAAACCAGAGAAAAUCCCACUGGAAAUGUAUGAGAGGCGCAGCGAUCUGUGGUGGGCGCGAAGAGGAUGGCAAGAUCCUCAUCUCAGAGACACAAUAAACACAUUAGGAAAUCCUCAGGCGAGUGUGUGAGGAGAGUUUCCAAUUGAAUGGCGUAUCGUCACGAGCACGAGGGCGCCGUGAUUGGGAAAUAAUGAAAAACACUCCGGUGACAUCAGAAAGUGGAUAAUAGGACGACGAGUGCAAGAAGCAUCGUGGAAAGUUGAAUUGCAGUGUGAGUGUUGUGUGACAAUAAAAACCAUGAGCUCAGUUUCGAGUGGUGCAAUGGAAUAGCGCAAGAAGUGGAGGGACAAAGCAAGUGGUGACUCUUGACGAGGUGGGCGAGUUGGGGGUGAAAUGAAGAGAUUGUGUCGCCUAAGCGUGGCCCGAGUUCCGCAUUGUGUGCGCGGUGGAUGAAAGGCGAUACGCGAUGUCUUCGCCAGCGUGAUGGCCUUUCGACGACCAUGUAGCCAUUAUUGCUGAUAAAUUAAAUAUAAAUUGAAUUUGUCCAAUAACACUCGUGCAGAGAGGAACUGCCAGCGACCCGUGAGACACACACUCUCUCUCUCUAUUCGCCGUGCACGCGAAUGUGUGACAAGGACUGAAGCAUGAAGAAGAAAAAAUGUGAAAAUCUGCAGACUUGCACACGCCGAUCCUAUUGACCGGUUGUCAGCAAUUGCGUGGCAUAUUGCUGAGGUGCGAUCCCUCUCUUCCUCCCUCACUUCCAUCCACACCUCUCUUCCCCGCCUGGGAAGCCUUCCGCCCUCCUGUCUCGCUUUCCGUGCGUGAAGUGUCCGUGAGCUCGUCAACAUGACGAUGUGGCAGAGUGGUGGCAUGGGUCACGGAACCCAGAACAAUCCGUGGAUGAAAUUGAUGGGAAUUGUAUCGCACAAGGAGAGGCGACACGACAAUGCACAGAGCCAAAGUGGAUCCAACGAACGCACCCUCAACCAGUCUCUACCCAAAUUGAGCAGUCAGGAUGAAGAAGGGGGGGCUGGACAUGGGUUUGGGGGAGCUCAUGCCCAUUUUGAACCAAUACCGCACGAUCACGACUUCUGCGAAAGAGUUGUAAUAAAUGUGAGUGGCUUAAGAUUUGAGACUCAGCUUCGGACACUAAACCAAUUUCCGGAUACUCUGCUGGGGGAUCCAGCGCGAAGAUUACGAUACUUUGAUCCUCUGCGAAAUGAAUAUUUUUUCGACCGGAAUCGACCGAGUUUCGAUGCAAUCCUGUAUUACUAUCAGAGCGGUAGUGGUCGCUUACGAAGGCCGGUGAACGUACCUUUAGAUGUAUUUAGUGAAGAAAUUAAAUUUUACGAAUUGGGCGAACAGGCCACAAAUAAAUUCAGAGAGGAUGAAGGCUUUAUUAAGGAAGAGGAGAAACCUUUGCCGACGAAUGAGAACCAAAGAAAAGUCUGGCUAUUAUUUGAGUAUCCGGAAAGUUCGCAGGCAGCCAGGGUUGUAGCCAUAAUUAGUGUAUUUGUUAUACUUCUAUCAAUUGUUAUAUUUUGUCUAGAAACUCUACCCGAAUUUAAACAUUACAAGGUGUUCAAUACAACAACAAAUGGCACAAAAAUUGAGGAGGAUGAGGUACCUGACAUCACAGAUCCUUUCUUCCUCAUAGAAACAAUAUGUAUUAUAUGGUUUACAUUCGAACUUAGCGUGAGAUUUCUUGCUUGUCCGAAUAAGUUAAAUUUCUUCAGGGAUGUUAUGAAUAUAAUCGACAUAAUCGCAAUCAUUCCUUAUUUCAUUACAUUGGCGACGGUAGUUGCCGAAGAGGAGGACACGAUGAACCUCCCGCGGGCCCCUGUUAGUCCACAGGACAAGUCAACGAAUCAGGCUAUGUCCUUGGCAAUACUCCGAGUGAUACGUUUAGUUCGAGUGUUUCGAAUAUUUAAGUUAUCUAGGCAUUCAAAAGGAUUACAAAUUUUAGGAAGAACAUUGAAAGCGUCAAUGCGAGAAUUAGGCUUACUUAUAUUUUUCUUAUUCAUAGGCGUUGUACUCUUCUCAUCGGCGGUAUAUUUUGCGGAAGCUGGAAGCGAAAAUUCCUUCUUCAAGUCUAUACCAGAUGCAUUUUGGUGGGCUGUGGUUACCAUGACUACAGUAGGAUAUGGUGACAUGACACCUGUCGGUGUGUGGGGUAAAAUUGUGGGAUCAUUAUGUGCCAUUGCUGGUGUAUUGACUAUUGCACUUCCGGUACCAGUUAUUGUCAGCAACUUCAAUUACUUUUACCAUAGAGAAACGGAUCAAGAGGAGAUGCAGAGCCAAAACUUUAAUCACGUUACUAGCUGUCCAUAUUUACCUGGAACUUUGGGACAACACCUGAAGAAAUCGUCACUGUCUGAAUCCUCAUCGGAUAUGAUGGAUUUGGAGGAUGGCGUCGAAACCACGCCAGGCUUACUGGCUGAUCCGCAGGCGCGAUUAGCUCCGUUUUUGGGGGCGCACACGAUCACGGAGAAGCAGCAGCAGCAGCAACAGCAGCAGCAGAACUGCUGCAAGCAGCCAGCGACUGGGCAACGUCACAAUAGCGCACUUGCUGUUAGUAUCGAAACCGAUGUCUGACUACUGGUGAAAAAGACAGUUCGUGCCAUUUUCUGGCCAUGUGAAGUAUUUGGUUGGCUGCCCGAGUCACCGAAAGCAGUCUAAGAACGUCUCACAAGAAUACCUACUCGUUCUCAUAAUUAUCAUCAUAGGCAAAAAUAAAAGAGAAUUACAUAAAACAGCAUUGGAGAUGGAAGAAGAAUCGAGGACACUACAAAUGUGAAAUAAAUAAUAGGCAAGAAAAUAUUUAAUUAUAAAAGAAAAAAAACAUAGAUAAAUUAAUUCAGUGAAAGUAAAACUUUCAAAGAAUGCCUCAUGCAUUCGUCUCUAAUUCAUGAUAAAGAAGAAGAUGAAAAAAAAUGAAGAUAUCAGUGAGGAAAAGUAUGAGAAAAUUACAAAAAAAAAAUUUAAUAUUAUGGAUUGUUGUGAAGCCAAAAGAUGUUAUUAGAGAAAAAUGUUGUAUUCUUUGUGUUCCUAAAAAGAUAUCCCCUUUAUGAUGUCCUGUUUAAGUGAAUGAAGAAAUAAAUAAAAUAAAUAAUUUUUGUAUAGAGAAAAGGGUGUAACAAGAGCAACAAAAAAAACGUUUUAGGCAGAGAUAGUCAAUGAAAAAAAAAAUACUACAAAACUUAUUGUUUCCAUCUUUAUUCUCAGUUUGAAUGUUGGAUAUUUUUUCUUUGAAUAAUUUCAUAAGUUCACGUUUAGGAUGUUUACAUAGUAAAAUGCGUUUGUUGGAUUUCCCUACAAGUCUUCAUAAGUUUAAAGAAUAUUCUAUAUUUAUUUUAGAAAUAUAUAAUUUCCAUCACCAAAAACGGCCGACACAUAUGAUGAAUAAAUUUUGAAUUUUAAAAUUCAUAUCCGGUGCAUAAAAAAACUGCCGAAGUAAAUAUUAAGAAUAGAGAGAAGAGAAGAGCUAGAAGUGGAAGAUAAACUCACGAAAAAAAAACAUAACUAAGUAAAUUUAUAUUGACAUGAUGGAAGAAAAGAACAACAGAAGGUGAAAAUUCAUCAAAUAGGAAACAAAAAGUGAAAGAGAAAUGUCUUUCAAGAAGUGCGUAUAAAUAGCAGAAAAAAAGCUAAUUGAAUUCUAUAUAAUUUUUUUAAGGGAAUUUAACAAAUUUUAAGACAUAAGAAUUGUAUAAAAUAUCACAAAAUUCCAAAUUACAAUGAUAAAGAGAAAAAAAAAACAUGAAAGAAAAACUAAUAAAUAUACAAUUUGAGGUGGAGUAUAAAAUGCUGAAUAAUGUGAGGAAUAAAACCAAGAAAUAAAGAGAAAAGAACUUGAAAUCGUGAUGCUAAAUUUUUAAUAAAUUAAAUAAUUUAUUAGAAUGCUUAAUAAUCUUAUUACAGAAAAGUGAACAAGAGUUGGGAGAGAGAGAAUAAAAAUUAUUAAAUUAUACGAUUAUUGAAAGAAAUUUAUAAGGAAAAAAAUGAUACAAAUGAAAUAACAAGUAUUAUUAAACAAAAAAAAAUUGUAAAGAAAAUAUCGAAUACUAAAAAAAAACUUAUUAACAAUUAAAGAAACAUCAAUGCGCUGAAUAUCUUCUAAAAAAAGCAAAGCAUUCACGUAAUUUAAUAAUAAAAAAAAAGAGAAUUUGAAUUGUGAAGGAUGUUGAAAUCAUUAAAUAUGGAUUAAUCAAUUACAAAUCGAGUUAACGAACACCAUUUAAAUGAGAGCAAAAUCAUAUGAGAGAUGAAAUUACCAGAAAGAUUUCUUUUUAUGUCUUGUUUUUGUGAAAUAUUUCCUUUUCAUUUGCGAGAAAAGUGACUUUUGAGGGCUUUCGGAGCAGUAAAAAUUUUGUAUCAAUUCAUUUUUGGGGACAUUUGAACAAAGAGAAGCAAUUUUAUUUGGACAAAAUUCAAAUAAUAGCGAAAUUGAAGGAGGUAAUAAAGCUGAAAGACUCAAACAUAUGCAUAUCAUAAUGGAAAAGAAACCAAAUUAUUUAAAGUAAAAUGAGUAAAGGCUACUUAUUUACGCUGGACAAUUUAAUGUAACAAUUAGAGGGUGUAUUUAGUAAGCAUGUCAUCAUAUUUAUUCGUUUCCACGUUCGUUUCCCAGGCACGCAAAAAAGAUAAAACCAAAAAAAGUUUGGCGCCCCUCAGAGUGAAAAAGUACACCGCGUUAGAAGUAUUCUUACCUUCUGAGUUAGAUUAUUGGUAAAAAUUCGCCUCUUUUUUUUGCUUCUUUUUUUCGCAGAGUGAAAAACAAAAGGAUUUUCUUUCGGGGAAAAAUUUUCCACAAAAUAUACGCCAAUAGCAGAGUUACGCCCCCCUCGAGAGCAAAUAAAAUCGAUAUUGAGAGCACUUUGAGCCGAAAGUUUUCUGUUCAAUCCUCCCAGAAUAGACCCAUUCAUCAAUACUGAAUGAGUUCGAGUGAGAUGCCUAUUUUUAGAAAUCAUUUUCAUUAAUAUAAGAUUAGGAGAGACGAGAAAAAUAAAUUAAUAUGCUUCUAAUAUGUUUGAGACAUAUCAUUGCCAAAGAGAUGAAAAUGCUCACAAAUCGCUGAACAUGAAUUUCGAUAGAGAGAGAGUGAGAGAGAGAGAAUGAUCGAAAGAAAACCCUCGUGUGGAUAAUUAAUUUGCACCGCGAUGUUUUUUAUUAGUUCUUAAAAAGGAUGUUUUUUUUGGGAGAAAUUCCAUGAAUGAGUGUUGCGAAUUUCUCUCAGAGAAAACACCCUCGAAAUGGAUUUUCUUUAGUUGUUAAAACCAUAUGGAAAAGAUGCCAUUAGAAGACGGCAAAAGUGAAUGCAUGGAAGUUGCAAGAAAAGGGUGGAAAUUCUCUAUUCUGACACUCACAAUCGCUAAUCCAUUGCGGAAAAUAGACAAUUUUCUAUCCAUUUCUUGCAAUCUCGCCAAAGUGACUAAAAGUCAAUGGCAAGGAGGAGUUCGAGAAUGCAAAGAAUAAAGACAUUUUUUUUCGGGAAGAAGGCAAGAAAUUUUCACUAUUGACUUUUCUCUCAUCCGCCCCUCAAAAGAAUAAAGAAUAUUUAUUUAUGAUUUGUAUUCUUCCCUCUAAACUUUUUCCCCCCAAAACUGUAGAUAAAUAACUUCAAUUUAUCCCCCAUCGCUACUAUAGUCUAUGGAAAAAAAUGUGUAAAUAGAAGAGUUCUAUGUAAUUGAAGAGUAAAAAGUUUAAAAGCUCCCCAGAGAUUUCAUGAAGCUCCAGAAGAAAACACUGUGAAUGUUUAUUAAGUGUAAAUGAUUGUAAUGGAUCGCGAAGAAGGGCGUUAAUCUCAUUUUCCUCGAUCAUAUUUGUAAAUUUUUUCCUUUGAAAUCUUCCUCAUAGAUGAGAAAAUGACCCAUUUAAUAUAGAUAGACAAUGGAAGUGUAGAGAGAUAAAAGCUUCUCAAGAGAAAAUUCCCGCAAUGAAAAUCUAACAAGAGAAACUUACAAAUGUACUGGUCAGAGACAACAGCAGUAUGUUAAGUAAGAGUCAGUACAAAAUGUACAUAAAUAAAGUUGCUAUAUAGAUAGCAAGGCUAUUGAGAGAGGAGUCAAAGCUCGAGAGUUUUGAAAGCUCAAAACUAUGGCGCUGAAGAACUGCAAGUGAGAAAGGGUGUGAAGAAAACCAAAUACCAUGUCUUAUGAAUACAAAUUAAAUUAUUAAGAUUAAUUAGUUAAGAGACAAUUCCUUUACCAUACAUUUUAUUCCUCAUAUUUUUGCCCUAAACGCAAUAUACAUACAUAUAAAUAUAUAUCAUUUUUUAGAAACUUCAUUCAACGUGUAAAUAGCAUCAGAAUCAGUCGAACUUUAUUAUUUACGCCAUCAUUUUCAUCGAGAUUCUUUUGACCAUUGCAUAAGGGUUGAAUUUUGGUUUUUCGUCCUCAGUUUAUGUCUUAAGCAGAUAAAUAAAAAAAAAAUAGUAAAAGUAAGAAAAGUGAAAAUAUGAAGAGAACAAAUCAGAGACAGAGAAUCCUGUUAUGUAAAAUAUGUGACAUAUUGUGAAAAGAGAACCGUCCGCAAGUCAUGCACUCUUUAUCUCUUAUUAUUGUCUUCUCAAGUAUAAUUUUCACUCUUUUGUAAACUUGUAUGUAUAAAGGCGCUCAGCUUCCACUUUCUUAAUCCUCAUUUGCCCUCCACUCACUUUGAGACUUCUUCCAAUAUAUACUUUUCAUUUAUCAGCCUCUUCUCAUUCUAAACUCUUCUGUUUUCCAAUUCUCUUGAAAAUAAAUAAUAAAAUUAGAAUGCAGAUAAUUCACACCACACACACACUGUAAAUAUUGAGAAAACAUAAAAUGAAAUCACAUUCAUAAAGUACAAUAUAAAGAGAGUGGAUAAAAGGAUAUCAGUUUCAUCGGGACUUGUUUUGUAACAUAAACUCCAAAUCAUUUUCUCCACCCGAUUUUCUCCCCCCCCCCCCUUCAAUUCGUGUAAAUAAUAACAAUUUUAUAUAGAACUCGGCCUCGAAAAAAGUUUUGCAGAUUUUAUUGAGAGAAAAAAAAGUAAGACAAAAGAAUAUAAAAAAUCGAAUUUUUCCUUAGCUUCUCAUUGCACCCAAAAAGAUUCAUUAUUAAAUAUCAAACAAAAUGCAAAACCAAAUAUUCAGAGAGAGAGAGAGAGAGAAAAAUAGCUGUAUAAAGAGGUGAAUAAAGAAAUAUUUUAUAAAUAAAUCUUACAUAAAAAAAAUUUAAAUGCUUUGCAAGAGAUUUAAGAAAAAAAGAAGAGAUUAACUAAACAGAUGAGAAAAGAUAUGAACUAUUCAUAUUGUUUAUUAAAGUAAACUUAUAAAUACCAUUUUACCAGACGAUAAAAUAUCAAGAAUACAAUUUUAACAUCCAGUUUAUUUACAACUGUUUAACAUCACUGAAUGAAAACAUCAAACCACACAUAAAAUUAUCACGAAGUAAGUUAAAGGCUUUUGUUAUAAAAAGUGCUUUAAUAUUGUAUAGGAAAAGAAGAAUGAUCAUAAGAGUAAUUCACAUUUUUUCACACAUUUUCUUUCCAUUUGUUUUCAAUUCUGAGUAAAGGAAAUAUAUAUAUAUAUAUAUUAUGAAUUUUAAAACAAGCAAAGAUACAAUUUCACUGACUAAAUGCUCCUGCCAUUUUAGAGAGUUAAUACUGAAAGAAAAAGAGUAAAGAGUUUAAUUUAAGAAACAAGGAGAAGAAAAUCAUCAGAAUAUGUUCAAAGUAAGACACGUAAAAACACUAGAUAAAUUCCAAUUUUUCAUAAUAGGUGAGAAACAAAUUUAAUUAAUCGGGCGGUAUAUUUUGUAAAGAAACAAAAAGGUGAGAGUGUCAUUGCAAAUGAGAAAUAACCAACAAGAGAAGAAGAUUUAAACUUAGCAAUGAUAGUAGUGAACGAAUACACUUGAGAGAAUUUCAUUUUUUCUACUUUGUAUUCAGAAAUGUAAACUAAAAAAAAAUGGAUAUUAAAAAAAUAAAGAAUAUUGAGAAAAAAAAUCAUUCUUAGUGAACACAGUAAAGGACAAAAAAUGCGCUAGCCUAGAAAAUUAUUCUGCAAUCUUGACUGCAAACCAAAUAAACGAAUAAUAGAAAAUUUACAAAUAUUAUUAUAUUUGAAAUAAUUAACAAGAGGAUGAAAAUCGUUUUCAAUUACCAUUAACAUCAUUAUGUAUAAAAAAAGAAGAAGAAUAAAGAAAAAGAAGAGGAAAAAAAGUGAGUCAAAUGAGAAAUCUUCCUUGCAGUAGAAUAGAUAAAUAAAAAAAAAGAGAGAGAAAAACCAGAAAUCUAAUAGUUAAAUAUUAAAAAUUAUUAAAAGGUGACGAAAAGCGACGAUUAAAGAGAGUAUUAGAAUACAAUAGAAAAUAAUUAAUUGCAAUUAUAAAUCUGUAUAAUGAUGCUAAAGUGAACAUGAGCAAGAACAAGUUAUCCGUAGGCGGAUCAAGAACUUCUUUUCCACAAAAAAAAAUACCAUCUUAAUCUAUUCCUCCUAUUCUUCCUUUUUCUUAAGAGAAAACAGCCCAAAAGCACAUACAGAGAAAACAUCUCAAUACACUUUUAGAGGUAUUUCAGAAGCAUCUUUGCCAGACAGAUUUUAGUGAGCAAAUAAAAGACAGUGUCACAGAGAUAAGAAAAAGAGGCCUGAGUAUAUUUUUAUUCUAUAAAAAGAUUCGUUUCAUUAUCGUUUAAUGUGAAAACUUGGUUUCUCAUCACAUUUGUUUCAUCAUAAGGACAAUUUUCCUCAGAGACAGAGCUUUUAUCAUUACAAAGAAUAUUAAAAAAGAAGAAAAAAUGAUGAAAAUAAGUGAAUAUGGAGCAACUUUAAAUAAUAAAUUUUGUCAUAAUCAAAAUGAAAUGAAAAGAAUAGAAAGAACUUUAAGGAUAAAACUAAGACAUAUUGCGCCAUUUUACGUCUAACUGAAAAAAAAAUUUGCAAAAUAUUCUAUCAAGUGACUAAGUAAAUGCGAACCAUUGAUGGAAAUUUUUACAUAAAAUCAACACAAAUUGUAAAACCAAUUUUUGCUAUUUUAUUGAAUGAAAGAAAAAAAGGAAACAAGAAAUCAUCCCACAUAACCAAUAACAAAGUAAAGGAAUCAAGAUGAAUUCAUUUAAUAAAAAUAUUUUUCCAAUACAGAUAAUGGAAAAAAAACGAUAUCUUACAGCAUAAUUAACGCGAUGAACCAGUGAAAGAGAUCGGAAAUUCUGUCAGGCAACACCGUGAAAAUGUGUUGCGCAGUAGUGAAAAGGAUGUACAAGAAUAGGAAAAAAAAACAAUUCAAACUUUUAUCCUCGAAUUGGCUAAGAAAUAAAAGUCAUACCCAAGAAGUCAACAGUACGAUUAUCCAAUGUUUUGCUUUUGGUUUUUCCAAAUUUGCGUUUCCUUUAACAAACGGAGAAGCAUCUAUUUUAUUGCGAGUAGUAAUAUUUUCGAAAAUUGGAUGUAGAAAUUAUAUUCAAUAGUGAACAUAUCGAAAAGGACAACAAUAUAAAAGAAAAAAUUAUAAAAUGAAGACAGUAAAAUAUCAAAUUGACACGCCAAAGAACUUAAUAUAAUAUGUUCAAAAAAGUGAACGAUUGAUAAAGACAAGAAAAAAAAAAUCGAACGAACCAAUUGAAAAAUAUUCCUUAAAAGAGCGAAUUUUAUGUUUAUUUCCUCCCAAAGCAUGUCUUUUAGCCAAUGAGACUCUCCUCUCUAAGAUAAAAGCAUGGAAAAAAAUAAAUUAUAGAAAAUUAUUGUAGAUAAUUCGAUGUUUCUCUCUAUAUAUACACAGAAUAGAAAGUACUGUUGUUGAAAAUCCUAAUAAUUUUAUCAUCAAGAUCAGAGCGAUGGUAUUAAGGAGCAGUCUUAAGAGAGCCACUUGUUACCCUCAUUUUAGACAUUUCUUUUAUGUUCCAAAUGAAAGAAAAAAAAAUUGAAACUCAUCAUCAGAUUGAAUAGGUUUUUGACUCAUUUCAUAACUUUCCGAAAUAAAUGAUCAUUUACGACUUCCUGACAACUGAAAAAGCAUCAUGUUUAUUCAAAAGAGAAUCUCUUAACUCUUCUUAACCACCUCAUCGUACACUCUUGCUGAAUAAGAAAAAAAAUGAAAAAUAAUAAGAAGAAAUGAAUGUAUAAUUAUAGGAUGAAGAUAUAAAAAAAAAUGACUUGUAAAUUGAUAACAGAUUUAAUAUUGUAACAAAAUAAAAAUCAGACUGACAUCCUAUAAACGAAAAAAUGUAUGAUUACAUUUGGUGUGUAAACCCAUUCAUGAAAAAUCAGCGGAAAAGGGAGCAUAAAAGGAGCGAGAAUGGCGAGAAGGAAGGCAGAAGUACGAAAAAAAACACAAGGUCGAGAAAGAGAACGUAUAAGACAAACCAAAAAAGAAAAUUAUGAUUACGUUGAAUGAAUGGUAUAGGAUAUGUACCUACUAUUAAAUAAUUUAAAAAAAUGAGAAUUAUUAUACGCAUAAAAUUAAAACAAAAGGAAAAAAAGGAUUCAUAAAUGAAAUCAUUGAUGAGAGAUGAAGAAGAAAAAAUGAACAAUGCGCCAGAUAUGCAAGAAAAAAAUAUAUUUAAAACCCAUAAAAAUAUUAUAAAAUAAAAAAAAACUUUAAAAAUAAUGACGUUGUUAAGAUUAUAAAAUGUUUUAUAACCGUUAAAUAGUCGCUGCGAAUAAAUCAAUCCACACAUUCCUCCAGAAAAAAUUACAAAAAGAAAA
Messenger RNA from Phlebotomus argentipes, 11139 nucleotides. RefSeq names its product potassium voltage-gated channel protein Shaker (gene shaker). NCBI's taxonomy places the organism in Eukaryota, Metazoa, Arthropoda, Insecta, Diptera, Psychodidae. The transcript is spliced from 13 exons. The record is from RefSeq and is a predicted model, not a curated record. Gene Ontology annotation, molecular function: protein binding; delayed rectifier potassium channel activity. The coding region runs from base 1317 to 3065 and encodes 582 amino acids. Gene Ontology annotation, biological process: potassium ion transmembrane transport; protein homooligomerization. Gene Ontology annotation, cellular component: membrane; voltage-gated potassium channel complex.